This is a messenger RNA of Myotis daubentonii (Daubenton's bat), 2222 nucleotides long. It is a transcript of the gene H2BC21, whose product is annotated as H2B clustered histone 21. Gene Ontology annotation, molecular function: DNA binding; protein heterodimerization activity; structural constituent of chromatin. The record is from RefSeq and is a predicted model, not a curated record. Gene Ontology annotation, cellular component: nucleosome. NCBI's taxonomy places the organism in Eukaryota, Metazoa, Chordata, Mammalia, Chiroptera, Vespertilionidae.
AGGCCCGCCCAGCGCCUCACUUCUUUUUCCAGCUAACCCUUGUAGUGCUUUGCUGCAAUGCCGGAGCCCGCAAAAUCCGCUCCCGCGCCCAAGAAGGGCUCGAAGAAGGCUGUUACCAAAGCCCAGAAGAAGGAUGGCAAGAAGCGCAAGCGCAGCCGCAAGGAGAGCUACUCCAUCUACGUGUACAAGGUGCUCAAGCAGGUGCACCCCGACACCGGCAUCUCGUCCAAGGCCAUGGGCAUCAUGAACUCCUUCGUCAACGACAUCUUCGAGCGCAUCGCCGGCGAGGCGUCGCGCCUGGCGCAUUACAACAAGCGCUCCACCAUCACGUCCCGGGAGAUCCAGACGGCCGUGCGCCUGCUGCUGCCCGGCGAGCUGGCCAAGCACGCCGUGUCCGAGGGCACCAAGGCCGUCACCAAGUACACCAGCUCCAAGUGAGUCCCGUCCGGGACGCGGCGCUCCUCGGAGUAGCCAGCUGCUUGACUCCAAAGGCUCUUUUAAGAGCCACCCACCUAAUCACCAGAAAGAGCUGUAGCUGUACGUUAAUUUUCCUUCGGUUUAUUUCCCCAAAGUAAGUUUUCCUGGCAAGGGUUACGGGGUUGGCACACGUAGCUUUUCAAACCUUUGGCUUUGGGUUCCUGAUCCGUGACAGGCUUUGCUCUUUGAAUUGAGGGCGCGUCUUUAACCUCUUCCUGUGCUCUUUGUUUUCCGGAGUCCGUUCUAAAUGAGGUUAGAGUCGGCUCCUCCCACCCUCCGGCCCUGGACUGGUGGCCUGGUGCCUCGGGUAUGUUUCAUCGGCUUUUUAAAACGAAGUGACUUCUGCCAUCUUCAUAAGAAAGGACACCAGCACACGACCGAGCCCAGGUUCCUCGAACACUGCGUCACAACCCUGAAGGAUUUUCCCGAGAAUCUGAUAGCUGCGGUGGUGCCGGCAACUAGUUCUGCCCUGCGAUGUGGCCUGGGGACACCAGCGAUUCUGAGCACUUGGAGCAGAGCCCGGGCGCAGGGUCUCCUCUUCCUGGGUGGAUUACAUUAACAUUCAAAACUACUCGCCGUUCUGAAAUUCAUAGGUUCUGGUUUCCUCUGCUCACUUGGCUUUGAAGUCCCUAUUCUCAUUUUUGUGGGUAAUUUUUACAUUUAAUAUUGUUUCCAAACUAUCUUUUUUUAAUUAUCAUUUAUCCUCCCUACUCUUCCCCUCCCCUAAAAUCACUGCACUGUUGUCCAUGAGUUCUUUCUUGCUCAAUCCCUCCACCCUCCUCCCCCAUUUAGAAAGAUCUGAAUUUAGGUUACUUCAAGGCACUGGUCAUUUUGGUCCAGGCUCAAAGACACCUCAUUUUCCAAGUCACCCACUCAAGAAUUUGCACUUUUCCUCCUUUUCUGUCUUGGUCCCUCCUGGUUUUAUCUUCCUCCUAGCAGCCAUCAGAAAUUGGAUCUGUUUAUUUUGUUAUAGUUUUUCUCAAGCCCUUCACACUUUGUUGGUCUGGCUUUCCGUUAUAUCAUCAGCACUAUUAAAUGCCUGGCACAUAGUGGAGGGACACUUAAGUACUUAACAUUUAUUGAAUUUUCUUAUCACACCCCUUAAUCAUUUCCAUGGAAGGAUGGGUGUGGUUCAUUUCCAUUAGUUGUAUGUGAAAACAUGAAAAUGGAACUGUUUUGUGGAGUUUCCCAAAUCUGUUGGUGGUCACACCUCAGGGCAACAGCUAGGAGGAGGCCCCUGUUAUGAUUCUUUUUGUCCCUCCAUGCCCUCUGCCUCCCCCUCCCAUACUUUAGCCCUUUGUUCCACACUGAGAUGAGCUUUAAUUUACACUUACCAGUCUCAUUUGCUUUUUAGGAGACCAUGUAAGACAGACCCUGUAAGAUAUGCAAGGCUAAUAACCCUUUUAUAAACACGAUUGAGAGAAGCAAAGUGAUCGGUCCACUGGCCAUGCAUGCAGCUGACGUUGUCCACCAUUGUACCCUCAGAUGUGAGGACAGUUGCAUUUUAGUUUUAUUUAGUUGAAUCUUUCUGUCCAAGCCUUGAUUUUGCUGAUAAAUACACUGAUGGUCUGAUCAAUUAUUCAACUCUGCUUUUGGCUAAGGAGUCCUGGAGUCGAUUGCAGGGGUUUUAUGAAUCCAAAUGGACACUAGACAUUAUUAUACACUGAAUAAAUCUUAUGUUUCCUACAUGUGUGUUUUCAAAUGGGUGCAGAUGGUAUUGUUAAUAAAGCUACCAGUCAAUUUAA